Molecule: messenger RNA, 1319 nt
Organism: Suillus paluster
Lineage: Eukaryota; Fungi; Basidiomycota; Agaricomycetes; Boletales; Suillaceae
Exons: 3
Coding region: 1-1050 (349 amino acids)
Source: RefSeq, a predicted model, not a curated record
AUGGACAACAGUGCCACGCACAGUAGUCCCAGCUCAAGUGCUCCCCUAAGUGACAGGCAAAAGUUAUCCAUCUCCGUCGACUUCAGUGGCGCCAGUACCUCUGCGAACACCGCUGAUAGUCCAGACGACCAAUGGUCCAGUAUCUCCCCAGCAAAGUCAGCAUUGACUUUCGCGGCGGUAUGGGAUCCUGAGGAUGGGAUGGUGACAUUCUCCGGAGCACGCCUUCUCGAUUCAACUGACGAAUACGAGAGUUCCUCAGGAGCUAUCACCCCUCCUGACGUUUCUGAUGAUGACUUUUCUCAAGCCGUCACCGUCGAUCAUGACGGAUAUACAUCGGAAGAAAACACUACGGCGACGGUUGGAACAUUCCAAGAUACGUUCAAAGCCUUCCUCCAUCGCGUUCCGCGGAAUUCGAAGUUUAACAAGCAACUCAAGCGCUCCAACACGGUGACAUCAUCAAGGCUGGACCGACUAGAUGUAGGCUCGCGAGACCCUAUCGUACGGCCAACACGCCAGUACUCCUGUUUUGAUAAACUCGAUGAAGAACUCUCGUUCAAGGCGCAGGCUGCGUUCACAGACAUCUCUUUGGAGUCGGACCCUGUGUCAGAUGAGGGGUUCUUUGAAGAAAUGCCAGACAUUAGGAGACGACCUGAAUUGAAGUCACGCUGGUCCGCUACGACUAUCUCAACGUCUGCCAAUGUUCAGGUUCCGCGCAAGGAAGCAAAGGCUCCUGGGAGUCAUGUACCGCACGCACUGUGGAUAGCGGACACGUAUCAGCCAACUUUUAACCUCUCCACUCCCCCAAAUAGUCCACGUCGACGCUUGAAGAAACGCCGCCCUAGUGACCACCCACCUCCAGUUUCUCCAAUAUCAUAUAGCAGCAGCUCGGGCUCGGAAAGUCCGAUUUCUCCUAGUUCUACUUCCUCCACCCCGACAUUGCGGUCAUUGAGCCUCAAAUCCAAAAGGUCUCGGCGUUUUACCAGAGAGCCGACCGACGACAGCUGGGUCUCUAUUGAAAUAACUCCAUUCAUCACGCAACGCAUCGUCUAGGAGAUGUAAAGAGACUUCGGAUUCUUGGUGCUUUUCUUGUUUAUCGUAAUGUGCAUACACUCCAUCCUUUUGCGCUUCCCCCUCCUUUUAACUAUUGCGCUGCGAGCAGUUGCUACUUACACACUCGUUUUAUGAAGAUCUUUUUUUGCGAGACAGAGUCUCACGUAGGUGUCGAUUCACCGGGUUUGGAUAUGUAUACUAGAUUUUAAAUAUUGUAGACAAGCUCACCAUCCAUCGAUGGUAUACUUAUAUCAUGGUGAUAUCACAGC